CUCGUGCAGUAGACAUAGUGAUUAAAAUGUGCAACAUAUUUCAGAUACCAUUCUCUAAAAUCACAAAGCUAGUGUGGUAUAGUAUACAGGAAAUCUUGUACGACAUUCGAAGUCCAGCGCAGUACAAAGACGUCGAAAAUAUUAAGAAAAUCUGUCAAUGAUGAUCAGAUGUUUUCAACACAACUGUCAACAAGAUUUCAAUACUAUCGAUGAAUAUGUUGCACAUCUCAAAGGCCACAACUUGAAGGAUACCCGUGAAUAUAAAUGUACUUAUCGAAAUUGCCCUCAAUCACUAUCUUCAUUCUACAAAUUACGACGACAUCUUGAAUGCCACUCGAACGAUGGAAUCCAACAGAUGAACGACUGUCCAAGUUCUUCGAAAAUGCUGAAGAGUGACGAGCACGAAGUUGGAUCUGUGUUAGAUCUUGAAAAGGACAAGAGCGCAGAUGAAACAGCAUGCCCCUCAACAUCAAAUGCAGACAAACUGCAGAGUUCCUUGAGUGAUUUGGAUCAUCUUGCCAUAAACUUCGUUAUUGAUCUUCAUAGGAAGCGAAAUUUCAACCGCAAAGAUGUUACCGAUAUUCUCGGUGGCAUUCGCUCAGUGUAUUCUAAUCUCGGCGAUUUGAUUGCGUCAUCAGCUCCUGCAUCACAAGAUGGACAACAACAGUAUACUUUCGAUACAUACGUUAAAAAAGUAUCGAAUAUAUUCGAGUUCGUUGAUACAGAGUAUAAACUGCUGAAGUAUCUCGAGGAAACUGAUUUAUACAAGAGCCCUGAUGUAUACGUUGUCAAUAUCGAUAAAGUAGAACUAUGCAAAGAAGUCUCCGAAAAAAAAACACAUCUAGUCAUGACCAAUCUGAAAUUUCAAAUUAGGAAAUUUUUCGAAGUUGAUAACAUUUUAAGCGACACUUUAAAGAACAUGGAAAAUCUAAAACAAAAUUCAAACCUACAAAAUUUUGUAAAUGGUGCACUUUAUCGGUCUGUCGAGGAAAAAUAUGCAGGGAAAAUAGUUAUGCCUGUUUUUUUUAUAUAGCGACGAAUUUGAGAUCAAUGACCCGUUAAGCGCCCACAAUAAACGACAUUCCAUUUGUGCAUUGUACUAUAGUUUUCCAACCCUGCCAAAUCAAUAUACUGCCAAAUUAUCUAAUAUCUUUAUCGCCGGGGCAAUCAAGAAAGUAGAUAUAUCUGAACACGGAAUUGACAAAUUAAUACAACAUGUUGUAACUAGCUUCCAGGACAUAGAAUCUAAUGGUAUCGUAAUACAUACAAAGACGCAAGAGUAUCAUGUGUAUUUUUCGCUUAUGUUAGUACAAGGGGACAAUUUAGGAAUUCAUCAAAUGUUAAAAUUCUCCGGGUCAUUCGCUGCAAAUUUGUAUUGCAGAUUUUGUACCAGA
Molecule: messenger RNA, 1394 nt
Organism: Armigeres subalbatus
Lineage: Eukaryota; Metazoa; Arthropoda; Insecta; Diptera; Culicidae
Exons: 2
Coding region: 158-1033 (291 amino acids)
Source: RefSeq, a predicted model, not a curated record